AUGGACAGCAGUUGGCUUGAAACAAAAGAAAAAAUUUCUAACUAUCUUGAUGAAAAAAUAGCACCUAUAAAAGAUGAACUUAACAUUCAGCAAGAAUUACUAGCGAAAUUAUUAAUAUACUUAUUUACCAAGAAUAGCCCACUAAGGAGCAUUUUUUGGUUGGCCGGACAAUAGCUGGCUUGCCAAAUUCGCUGGCAUGCCAUAUUUUCUGGCUAACCAAAUUUAAGAAUGGCGAACCAAAAACUGCUCCUUAGUGGGCUAUUCUUGGCAAACAGGUAUAGUUAUUCAAGAGUCUUGUACUGGAGAGUUUAUUGAUAAGAGGGAAACUGCUCCAAAUUCAGUAUCUCCAAAUAAAAGCCCAAAAUUGAACUUUAAGAAAAAUAAAUAG
Molecule: messenger RNA, 388 nt
Organism: Blepharisma stoltei
Lineage: Eukaryota; Ciliophora; Heterotrichea; Heterotrichida; Blepharismidae
Source: the annotation of a GenBank genome assembly